Messenger RNA from Xyrichtys novacula (pearly razorfish), 5120 nucleotides. NCBI's taxonomy places the organism in Eukaryota, Metazoa, Chordata, Actinopteri, Labriformes, Labridae. The record is from the annotation of a GenBank genome assembly.
AAUUUGUACUUGAAUGACACUGUUCUCAUAAUUCACCCAGAGGUAUCUACGUUUAUACUAUUUAAAACGAACAAGAUCCUCGCUAAAAGUUUUAUGUAACCUUCUGACAAAUGACAGCUGUCCUAGUGGGGCUCAGUGCAUACGUGAUCCAAACAAAACAAAUUAUUAUUUGGUAUACACUGGACCACGCACCCUGGCAGACAAAACUCAGGGAUUUAUGUCAACCCACCGCCCCGGAAGUGACCUGUGGUUGUAAGCGAGCGGCAGGUUUUCUUUACACUCGGUGAAUAUUUUGUAUUAUUUAUGAAAACAAGGACGUUGUAGAAGACGAAACCGAGCACAAACGAAAUGUUUUACCAUGUAAGUACGAAUAAUUGUCUAAAAGUUUGUGAAUCCCUGUAGAGUUGUGUGAAUGUUUUGUUUACCAGUUUGUGUGAGUGUGCCUAACAUGAGUGCAGCUGGGUUAGCGUUGUUAAUAAAGCUGGGAUAAACCUACUUUAUCAUCAGAAUGAUUGGUGUUGUUGUCUUACAUUAAAGAGGAUUAUUAUGUUGACAGAUUUCUCUGGAGCAUGAAAUCUUGCUCCAUCCGAGAUACUUUGGUCCUAAUCUCCUCAACACCGUGAAGCAGAAACUUUUCACUGAGGUGGAGGGAACCUGUACCGGAAAGUGAGUGACAUCAGAAACACAUGUUGUUUUGUUUAUGAAGUGCUAAGCUUUGUGGGUUAGAGACUGUACUUGACUUCUAAGUUUGGUAUUUUUUUUAUCAGGUAUAAAACCUUAAAUCAGUGUGUCCAGACUCUCAGAGAGCUCCUCCUUAGUUAAGCAUUAUCAUUGAAUAUGUAAAAACUACAUGUAGAAGCUUGUCGUGUACAUGAGAUGAAUUUCUUUGUGUCUUUUUUUUUUUCAGGUAUGGCUUUGUGAUAGCGGUCACCACAAUUGACAACAUCGGGGCAGGUGUAAUCCAGCCAGGAAGAGGCUUUGUCCUUUAUCCAGUCAAGUACAAGGCUAUCGUGUUUCGCCCAUUUAAAGGGGAGGUGGUGGACGCUGUAGUUACCCAGGUUAACAAGGUGAGACAAUACUAUUUAUAAGAUAUUAUUUACUCUCAGUUUGUGGUCUGUCUCCAAAGCCUAUCAGCCAUAGACUGUAUAUACUAUGGACAACUUUUCUGCCCACCGCCUGUAUACAGUUUUGAAGCCAAAAAGCUUCCGGGAUUUUUCUUCCUUUCCUGAAACCAGCAUUGCACAGUAGCGUUCUGCGCAUUAUGUGGGAGAGUCGCUGUGAUGACGCUCGGCUCAAACAGGAUAUCCCCCCGGUGAGCUACGCAAUCCCUGAACGUCCAUAGGCUGUAUCAGGUGUCAAUCAAAGAAAACAUGAACCCCCCAAUAACUUUUAAAAACGGAGCUUCACAGAAGAAAGAGGACUUGAACACAAACCAGUCUUACAGUAACUACAUGUCAAAAUCGCAAUCUUGGGGGGAGAAAAAUGUAUGUUCUGUGUAAUAAAUUUCUAAAGUUUGUCCACAGCCUCAUAAGCUUUGCUGGCGGAGGUGGGUUUUAUGACCUAUACUGCAGCCUGUCAACAGAGGGUGCUGUUCUCGGAGUGGCUUCACCCAGCAAGGAGGCAGACGCUGUCUAUUCUUUAUACAGUCUAUGCUAUCAGCACAAUCCCUUCAUACAGCUCUAAUCACAUUAAAACUGUCAUGUGGUGCCUUUCCAUCUGAAAGUGUGGUUUGGUUUGGUCGAGUUUGGUGUGUUAAACCUGCUCAUAAUUGUGUUUCCAAAACAAACUACACCCUGGUAUUUUACACUGUAAGCAUGUUGGCUAUGGGUGUGAUCAGUGCCUCUCGUGCCACUGGUCAAAAAAUUUGAUAGAAUAGAAACCUAUUGUUUUUCACGGGCUGCAUGCAGAUAUCAGUUAAAGGUAAGAAAGGCUGAAUUGGAUUUGUACCAGCUACUCUUAUGUCACAAGCAAGAGAAAUAUAACUGCUUUUCAAAGCAAAAGCCCAGUCCUUUCUUUUCCUGUGGACAGAUUCCCCCUUUUUCUCCCAAACAGUACCUUUAUUUUGAAGUUGUCUUUGGAACAGUUGUUUAAAAAAAGGAAAAAAAAAAAGUAAGUUGUACAGCUCUUUAUUUGAGCCUGCAGUUUUUGUAGCAAAAUUUGUGUGAUUCACAUUGGCUACAGGUAUUUUUUAUUACAUUGAACAAAAAUAUAAAUGCAACACUUUGUUUUUUUCUCCCAUUUUUCAUGAGCUGAACUCAAAGAUCUAAGACUUUUUCUGUGUACACAACAGACCUAUUUCUCUCAAAUAUUGUUGACAAAUCUGUCUAAAUCUGUGUCAGUGAACACUCCUCCUUUGCUGAGAUAAUCUAUCCACCUCACAGGUGUGGCAUAUCAAGAUGCUGAGUAGACAGCAUGAUUAUUGCACAGGUGUGCCGUAGACUGGACACAAUGAACGGCCACUCUAAAAGGUGCAGUUUAAUCACACAGCACAAUGCCACAGAUGUCACAAGUUUUGAGGGAGCAUGUGAAUGGCAUGUCCACCUGAGCUGUUGCCGGUGAAUUGAAUGCUUAUUUCUCCACCAUAAAGUCUCCAAUAGUGUUUCAGAGUAUGACUGAGUGAUUUGGCAAAAAAAAAUGAUUACAAUAUAUUUUGUCAUAUCAUCUGUUCUCGAUUGUUAUCACGAUUUUUUUUAAGUAUUGUUUUUUAACUGCCAGUUUUAAAGUAUUUGUACUAAAGACUAAAGAAACUACAUAUUAGUUCAACAUUUUAUUAACAUACUUAACAUGUUCAUAAGAGAAAUAUGCAUGAGAAAUCUGUAUGAAAAAGACACAUUUGUGUUUUAUAUUGGCUCAUGCCUGAUGCUAAGGUGCCCUCACACUCGGCCCAGUUGCCUUGUACCGUGCAAAAGUAUGGUUGUCCCCCUAGUCUCCCACACACGCCUGCACUCACCCUGCUGAAGGUUCAAACAGACCUGGGUGUGAUUACUUACAGUAUGUCUUAAUAACACGUGCAUGACUUAACAUCAUGUUUUAAUUUCUUAACUUUGCAAGAAGCGCUGCACAAUGGACAACAACACUUGUUUAUGGUAGACUUUUUUACUCCGGCUAUAGGUAAUGUUGCAGAAUUCAGAUCAUAGAGAAGAACAAUAAUCUGUUUUAAGCUCUGAAUAGUUAUGUAUGACAUUAACUGAUACUUACCAGCAAUAAUAAUCAAAAACAACAUCCAACAAAGUCAAUUCAAUUUUUAGUUAAUUAAUUUAAUCAUGAACACAGUCAUGCACUGAGACAGCACAUCCUGCUGCACUGUGAAGGAGAAGAGAGGAGAGAGCAAGACUCCUUAUAAUAAUCAGUAUUUAAGGCUUUAGUGCUUGUUUUAUACUGCAUAUGCCAUACCGCAAAAUACUCUCUGAAGGUUGGAAAAAAGGCAUUCGUUUUCAACGCUGUGUUGACGUUUAUUUCCAUCUCUAAAUCCAGCACAGUCAGCAGAGUUUUCCCUGUUCCUGCUGCAAGUCAGGGUGGUGUAAAUUUCCCUAAACUUCAUCCUGGCUGUAAUGCUGAUCAGUCACUUAUCGUUAAUUCCCUUCUUUCCACAUGUACAAGAAUCGCCUUUUUAAGUCUCUCCCCCUUUUUUAAUUUCAAAUUACAGGAGAAAUAUUUCUGCUACUUUUGUUGAGCAACUUAACAGACUGACUGCGUUUGUAUCCUGCUGUUUUAUCUUUACUGCAUUGUGGGUAUGAUGUGUGGCAUAUAGGUGAAAGAAAAAUAAACAGCGAGUGUGUUUCUCCAUGCUUGUGUGUGUGCAUGGGUAAACAUACUGUGCUGACAUCUUCUUCUAGCUGUACCAGGGCCAAGGAAGUCUACCAUGCCUGGGCGCAGCACUAGCCUUUAGUGUGCUCAGCAUUUCACUCUGUUACAGUAAUUGUGCUUUUAGUAAGGAUUAAUGAAAAUUGUAUAUACUUUAGAUGAACCUGAAUGCCUUAUUAAAGAAUAUGAAUGUUCUCUGUAGGUUGGAUUGUUCACAGAAAUCGGUCCCAUGUCAUGCUUCAUCUCUCGCCAUGUGAGUCAGCACAGCAUCUUUAUUUGUUCACUGAAUUAUUCAGCUUUGAGAUGCAUUUUGACUUUAGAUUAUUCAAAUCUCACUUUGUUUUUUACAGUCCAUCCCCUCAGAAAUGGAGUUUGACCCCAAUUCUAAUCCUCCUUGUUAUAAAACAGUCGAUGAGGUAAGAAUGUCCACAGGGUUUGUUUCACCAUUUGCAGAUGUAAGAAAAAUUGUUUAAUUAAGGAACCACCUCUUGCAUUGAACAUCUCCCUUGCACUCCUCUUUUCCCAUUUCUCUGAAAGUGAUGUGACUAAGAAUGCUUUUGUGUUUGAUUUUGCUUUAAGGACAUUGUAAUCCAGCAAGACGACGAAAUUCGGUUAAAGAUUGUGGGAACAAGAGUGGAUAAGAAUGACAUUGUAAGUGCUUUCUUCACAUAAUAAUUAGGAUUUUUUUUAUCACAAUAAAGAUGAAAAUAACAAGAACAAUGUCUCAAUGUUUCAGUAAUAGAAGACAGUGACAUAUACCAUUUUAAUUCACAGAAAGUAAAUGAUUGCCUUUCCUUUGUUUUCAGUUUGCCAUUGGAUCCCUCAUGGAUGAUUAUCUGGGUGGGUACUGCACAUAAUGUUGUCAUCAUAGUGACUGUGAUUAUAGUUGUAUGACCUGAAUUAUAAGACUGUCUUGUGAUGAUGAUCAAAUUUGCCUUCUGUGCUUUGUUUAUAGGUCUUGUGAGCUGAUGUGCCACAGAGGGAACAUUUACCACAGGACAUUUUAUUUACCCGCUGAGUUGAUCCCUUGUUUUUAUGGAUCGUUUUUUUUUUUUUUUUAUACACCGUCUCACACAGCUGGGUGCAAAGUUCAGUAGUUCCAGUAUUUUAUAAUUUAGAGCCAACACUUGGACAUUUUUUGCAAUUGGCGAAAAAUUGUGAAGUUAGAAGAGUGUUUGCUAAAUUUACCUGAAGGUGGUGUUCAACACAGAAGUAGACUAUAAUAUCAGUUUUGCUUAAUUUUAUGUGCAUCUUACACUCAGUGCUUUUUUCUUACUUGUGAGUGGAUUCCAAUAAAAUAUUUGUACUGGCUCUUA